UGGAAAAAUGCACCUUACAGGGUACCCCUCGUCUACCUGCAUUCUCCAUGGAUGGGGACUUUAUAAUUGGAGGAGCUUUUGUCAUUCACUACCAAGUGCACACAGUACUUAACAACUACACCACCAAGCCUGGGGUUGCAAGAUGCACAGGAAGCUUUAGCGCCCGGGAUCUCCGCUUUGCUCGCACAAUGAUCUUUGCAAUUGAGGAAAUUAACAACAGCACAAAGCUGCUGCCAGGUGUCAGACUUGGUUACCAGAUCUAUGACACAUGCUCCUCUGUGCCUGUAGCCACACAUGUGGCAUUUCAGCUGUCAAAUGGCCAGGACCCUGAGUUUUACAAAGGCAGUAACUGUUCACUUUCUGGAGGUGUGAUAGCUGCACUUGGAGACUCUGGAUCCACUCCAUCCAUCAGCAUCUCACGCAUCAUCGGGCCCUUCAACAUCCCUCUGAACAAUUCCCAGUGACCAUUACCAAGCUGAUGCCCUAGCCAAGCUGGUGAAAAACUUUGGCUGGACCUGG
This is a messenger RNA of Fundulus heteroclitus (mummichog), 519 nucleotides long. RefSeq names its product extracellular calcium-sensing receptor-like. Gene Ontology annotation, biological process: G protein-coupled receptor signaling pathway. Gene Ontology annotation, molecular function: G protein-coupled receptor activity. Bases 48 to 464 code for a protein of 138 amino acids. The transcript is spliced from 3 exons. The record is from RefSeq and is a predicted model, not a curated record. Gene Ontology annotation, cellular component: membrane. NCBI's taxonomy places the organism in Eukaryota, Metazoa, Chordata, Actinopteri, Cyprinodontiformes, Fundulidae.